GACUUGUACUUAUGUGGUCGUUAUCAUCUAUGCGACUGGGCAGCAUUGUUGUUCGAUCAUGUAGGAGGAAUAAAGCUCUGGUUCAAUGCCGGAAGGCUACAACCUCCUCAACGUCCCCACGUUAUCCAUUCCCAACGCAUCCACGACCUACCCCGCACGAGAUAUUUCACUUACCAGCUGGUGCUUCGAAGCAAGAUGUCAAGACUCGAUACUACGACUUAGUCCGAAUUCACCAUCCCGACUCUCCACACGCACGCCAUCUGGAUCCCUCCGUCAGGCACUCUCGCUUUCAAUCAAUACGCGCCGCAUAUGAUACACUUAUGGGCAAAGGCUAUGGCUCAGGCAGUACCAUUGAUCCCGUCUAUGCUGAACUUGAACGGCGACGACGAACUCAGGAGGCAUAUAGACGAGCACGACAGCGGGCGGAAUUCGCUGACGGGUUCCCACAGAAGAAAUGGGAGGCCAGCCCAGACGACAGGUGGAAGGAUAGAGUCAUAUUUGCCGUUGGAAUACUGUGCCUAUUCGUCGGCAUAGGACCUGCAAUAUGGUCACCAACUCAUGGUGCUGACCAGGUACAUGCAGCGGCAUCUACGAAUCUCGCUCAAGCAAGACGUGAAGCUCGAGAGUUUGGCGAAGAGCGAAGACAAGAAAUUCGACGGCGAGUCAGAGAGAACCAGGAGCAAUUGGCCGCACAAGAGAAAGGGUCUUAACGUGACGGUAUCUCAUAGCGUCCUCAUCGGCACCUGUCGCUCAGUUGUAUUUGUAUAUUUUAUGUAUUCCUAUUCUUGCCAUUUCGAUCUAGUCUGCACCCU
Messenger RNA from Somion occarium, 812 nucleotides. The record is from the annotation of a GenBank genome assembly. NCBI's taxonomy places the organism in Eukaryota, Fungi, Basidiomycota, Agaricomycetes, Polyporales, Cerrenaceae.